Molecule: messenger RNA, 501 nt
Organism: Pieris macdunnoughi
Lineage: Eukaryota; Metazoa; Arthropoda; Insecta; Lepidoptera; Pieridae
Source: the annotation of a GenBank genome assembly
AUGAGUACUACCGGAAUGUCAGAAGAUAUGGUGAGGAUAUUCCAGAUGAUGAAAUCUGAACUCGACCAACAAACCGCAACUAUUACAAAGAACGUAACCGAAAAUAUCAUGCGCUCUAUAGAUGAAAAAUUGCAAUCAAUUUUGGAAGAAAAUAUAUGCCUAAAAACCGAGAUACAAAAAUUUAACGAAAAGGUGAUACAUUUAGAAGAUAAAAAUAAGAAAAAUAAUUUGAUCCUACACGGUAUUAAAGAAACCGAAAAAAAUCACCAAGAAUUACUUAACACAAUAAAAGAAACCUUGAAUAAUCUAGAUAUUAACAUCGAUAACUACGAAAUACAUAACUACUAUAGACUGGGAAGGAAACAAGAUGAGGGAAAAGUAAGAUCGAUACUUAUAACUUUUACGUCAUUCCAAAAAAAGAUAACAAUAUUGAAAAAUAAGAUGAAAAUGCCUAAACAAACGUUUAUAACUGAAGAUUUUUCCAAAGAUGGCACCGAUUGA